UUCUAACGUACCAAAACAUUGAAAAUUGUUUCGGUGAAGUUUUCGAGAAGUUCUUUUGGUAUUUGUUAAUUAUUUGGUGAAAAUACUCCACUGAUGGAGUUAUUUUACAUUAUCUUCGGCAUCCUUUUCGUUGUGGGAAAAUAUGAAUCAGUACCUGUUAAUUCGAACGUUAAAGGCUCUUCGUCAUCUUUGACUGCGAUAGAUUUCAUGAAGAAGUAUGGGUACUUGGAAAGCGGUACUGCCGAUUCGGAUGCAUGGUACAAGGAAAGUGCCAUAACAGAUGCAGUGAAAACUUUACAGGAAUUUGGUAAUAUUCCGGUCACUGGACAAUUGGAUAACGCAACGCUUGAGUUAAUGGCAUCUCCACGAUGCGGUAUUCCUGAUAUCGUAAGGAGAAAAGAGGACCCGCAACGUAAGAAACGUCAUACGGUAAAAACUCAAAACCGGAAGAAAAGGGACAUCACAUAUUUUAUAGCCAAGCCGACACCAAAACUAGGAGAAGAGACAGUUGUAACUGAAAUCGAGAAGGCAUUCGACAUGUGGAAUGGAUAUUCGAGACUUAAUUUUAAACGAAUUCAUAAUAAAAAUGCUAAUAUUUUUAUAGUCUUUAAUACGGUGCCACACGAUGACGAGUCAGAAGUUAAAAAUGAAAUAAAUAAACCUUAUUAAAAUUCACUUAUAAUAAUUGUGCCUCGAAUCAUUCUUCUUUUUUCAUGAAAUCAUUUUUGUUAUAACGCGUUAGAGAAGUUCCACUUGGCUAAUUUUACUGCCACCCAUUCGUUGAAGAACGUGU
This is a messenger RNA of Eufriesea mexicana, 793 nucleotides long. Its product is annotated as matrix metalloproteinase-24. Gene Ontology annotation, cellular component: extracellular matrix. The transcript has 4 exons. The record is from RefSeq and is a predicted model, not a curated record. NCBI's taxonomy places the organism in Eukaryota, Metazoa, Arthropoda, Insecta, Hymenoptera, Apidae. Gene Ontology annotation, molecular function: metalloendopeptidase activity; zinc ion binding. Gene Ontology annotation, biological process: proteolysis; extracellular matrix organization; collagen catabolic process. Bases 94 to 669 code for a protein of 191 amino acids.